AUGAGUGUUAGUUCCGAGACAAAGGUGCUGCUGGAGGCCCAGUAUGACAUCCACGGUCGGAUCUCCCGCACCGUAGACAAUCUGAGGAAGAUGGGCGUGAGCAACAUCACUCGUGAUGCCAUCCAAGCCCGUACCGGCAUCCUGGACAGCCUCUGGCAAAAGAUGGAGACUCAGCAUGAGCUCAUUCGAACAGCGCUGAAAGACAGAUACAAGGAGAGUGAGUACGCUGUAUCUAAUUUCAUUGAAGUCGCGGAGAAUACGUACGUGACGCAACGUAGCACGUUGACUGGCUACGCUGAAAAGCUCAAGGGCGAGCCGUCCGCCGCGCCCAAAAGCGAGCCUAGCCAGGAUCAGGCUCCUAGGACCUCGUUGCCGCGCAUCAAACUCCCGAUGUUUUCGGGAUCCUACGAAGAGUGGCCCUCGUUCCGCGACCUCUUCCUGUCGGUCAUCGGGGAGAAUUCGUCCGUCUCCGACAUCGAGCGCUUCCAUUAUCUCCGGUCUUGCGUCAAAGGGUCCGCUGAAAAAUUAAUCAAAUCGUUGACUGUGACCGGCGACAAUUAUCAGCGCGCGUGGGUGAUUCUGUGCAGACACUUUGAAAACAAGAGAGAGCUCAUUCGCUCGAAUUUCUUCGCGUUUACCUCGGUUUCCAAAAUGAAGUGCGAGUCCGCGGAGGAACUCGGUCGCAUUCACAACGCCGUUACGACCGCCGUAAACGCGCAGGAAAGUAUAGGAAGGCCCAUCGACACUCACGGUAUGGACCUCCUUAACUUCCUGACGAUCGAGCUCUUCGAUUCGCGCACCCGGAUGGAGUGGGAGUCCUCGAUUAGCGACUCCACCGAUCCGCCCGAGCACGACACUCUCACUAACUUCAUCGCCAAGCGUAUUCUCACGCUGAAUGCCGCCAAGCCGAGAGUACCGACAAAGAGCUUUGAAGGUGCGUCGCGAACCGCGAAAGCUCAGCACGCAAGGACCGGUUCCGAACAUUUAAAGUGCGCGCUGUGCCAAGGGAAGCACACGCUUAUGCUGUGUGGUGACUUCAAGGCGAAGACCGCGAGCGACCGUAAGUCCUUCGUAGAACAGAACAGACUGUGCUACAACUGCCUCGGGAAUCACUUGGCCUCAAAGUGUCAGUCUGUCAAAACCUGCCUAACGUGCAAAAACAAGCACCACACUACACUACACGACGCGUACACCCUGGCCACUUCCAACGAGGUUAGUGCCCUGUCUGCGACGCACUCCUCGUCCGAGCGCAAGGCGAUCCUCCUCGCGACAGCCCGCCUGCACAUAGCGGAUCGCGCCGGGGAUCUUCAUCCCGUUCGAGCGAUGCUCGAUCAGGGCUCCGAAGUGUCCAUCGUCUCCGAAGCACUGGUCCAACGUUUAAGGCUUCCCCGCACAAGCUCCUCGGUGUCCAUCAUCGGCAUCGGCGGGGCUCGAUCCGGGUCAACCCGCGGCAGAGUGGCGCUCAGCCUCUCCUCGACGACUACGGGGACCAAGCUCAAGGCCGUCGCUUUCGUGCUACCACGCCUGUCGGCGUAUCAGGGGUCGUCUGUGAGGACCCUCGCCCCCUGGCCUCACAUCCGCGGCCUCGAGCUCGCCGAUCCGCAAUACCAGGAGCACGAUCCGGUCGAGCUGCUGUUGGGUGCGGAGGUCUGCGCCCACAUCCUGGAGGCCGGCCUUCGAAAAGGUGGACCUCACGAGCCGGUCGCCCAGAAAACGGUCCUAGGAUGGAUCCUGUCGGGAGGAUCCAGCUCAGCGCCCUUCCAAGGUCCCCGGAACUCCUUGCAGUGCUCUGUGGACAAAGAGUUGGAUCAGCUCGUACACCGUUUUUGGGAGCAGGAAAGGGAGUCGCCAGCCCCCGUGGCGCUCACGCCGGAGGAAGAGGAGUGCGAGACUCUCUUCACAACCACUCACCGGCGAACGGCGUCCGGACGAUACAUCGUUCGUCUCCCCUUCUCGUCCUCGCCAACGCCGCUCAGCGAUACCCGGAAGCCUGCCGAACGCCUCUUAGCCGCCAUGGACCUCCGGGGCAGAAGAGACCCUGAGUUCGGUGCUCGAUAUCGGGAGUUUAUGCAGGAGUACGAGAACCUGGAACACAUGAGUCCUGUGGAAACAGUCAGCACGGCUGGCUGUUACCUACCUCACCACGGAGUCCUCCGUCAGACUAACUCCGGUACCAAGCUCCGCGUUGUAUUCAACGGGUCGCAACGCACCGCCUCCGGGGACUCUCUCAACCAGCGCUUGAUGGUCGGCGCCAACUUGUUACCGGCCUUAGCUGACGUCCUCCUUCGCUGGCGUCGGCACCGCUUCGUGUUCGUCACGGACAUCGAAAAGAUGUUCAGACAAAUCCUCGUCCACCCAGAGGAUCGCCGCUUCCAGCGGAUACUCUGGCGCACCGGAGCAUCUGAAAAUGCAAGAGAAUACGAGCUUAAUACUGUCACGUAUGGGCUCGCCUGCGCUCCGUUCCUCGCCGUCCGCACGCUCCGCCAACUCGCCAUCGACGAGAAGGCACGGGGUCCGAGGGGAGCGCCCGCUCUACUCCACGACUGUUACAUGGAUGACAUAAUUACCGGGGCUGACUCGUUGCACCACGCCGUUGCACUGCAAACGGAGCUUCGAGAGCUUUGCACGGCGGGCGGGUUUCCACUUCGCAAGUGGGCCGCCAACUUUGAGGCCGUCCUAGAGGGUGUUCCCUCCGACCACCGGCUCCAGCAGGCGCACCACUCCUGGGAGAAUGAGGUACACUCCACGUUGGGCCUGCGCUGGCAUACCGCCUCCGACAACUUCUCUUUCGCGAUCCAGCCCCCGGUCGCUAGCGAGUUCACCAAGAGGCGAGUAUUGGCCGAGACAGCGCGGUUGUUCGACCCCUUAGGAUGGCUCGCCCCUGUCGUUAUCCGCGCCAAGAUCCUCAUCCAGUCGGCGUGGCUGAAGAGACUAGGUUGGGACACUCCGCUCCCAACCGAGGACGCUAAGUCUUGGCAGCGCCUCCUCUCCGAACUCCCUUUGCUGGAGAACCUCCGGAUUAAGCGUUGGCUGGGCGUGGACCACCCGGCCCCGCGGAUCGAGAUCCACGGGUUCGCGGACGCGUCUGAGCGCGGUUUUGCGGCCGUCGUCUAUCUCCGCGUAACCAGUGGCGACGAGACGGCCAUCCACCUCCUAGCUGCAAAAAGCAAGGUUGCGCCUAUUAAACCAGUGUCCCUGCCUCGCUUAGAAUUGUGCGCCGCAGCCCUACUCACCAAUCUGACGUUUCACCUUCGCAAGACCUUAGAAUUGGUUUCAGCUCCGAUAACUCUGUGGUCAGACUCCCGGGUGACGCUCCAGUGGAUCCAGGGACACGCUUCCAGAUGGAAGACCUUCGUCGCUAAUAGGGUGUCCCACAUCCAGGAGAAGCUUCCGGAAGCGCGAUGGCGACACAUCCCGGGACGAGACAACCCCGCCGACUGCGCGUCUCGGGGAGUAGAGCCCCGGGACCUGAUCAGCCACUCCCUCUGGUGGACAGGACCGUCAUGGCUCCCCAAGGACCCAUUGCUCUGGCCACAGAGCGACCACGCCGAGCACGAGGUCGACGUGCCGGAGACGAGAGCCGUCGUCUCCAACCUGACGACCCAGGAGAAGACCGAACCUGAGAUGCUUCUCAGGUUCUCCGACCUCCAUCGCCUCCUAAGAGUUACUGCGUGGUGUUGCCGAUGGCGAGGCAACCCACCGAGCUCCAGGGAGCACCUCCCCCUCGCGCCUGACGAGCUAGAGGCAGCCCUGCUCCGUUGGAUCCGCCUGGUGCAGGCACAUCACUUCCCCAAGGAGAUCGCCGCUCUGAAAAGGGGCAACGCGUCAGUCAAGGGUCAACUGUCGAAACUGACCCCCUUCCUCGACAAUCAUGGCAUUAUUCGAGUCGGGGGCCGGCUGAAGCACGCUGUGCUCUCACCUGAUGAGCGCCAUCCGAUCAUCAUGCCUCCAGAGUCAUGGUUGACUCAGCUCCUCGUCAGGGCACACCACCGGCGAACGCUCCACGGCGGGGUCCAGCUCACUCUUGGACUGCUCCGCCUACGCUUCUGGAUUCCUCGAGGCCGCUCCCUCGUCAAGAGCAUAAUCCACCGGUGUGUGACGUGCGCGAGAUGGAAGGCUGCAGCACCGCAGCCUAUAAUGGGCAAUCUCCCGACGGCACGAGUCACUCCAGCACGCCCGUUUCUGCGCACCGGGAUCGAUUACGCCGGACCGAUCUUGAUACGAACCGCAAAGGGGAGAGGUCACAAGGCGCACAAGGGGUUUAUCGCCGUUUUCGUCUGUCUCGCUACCAAGGCCGUGCACCUGGAGGUCGCGUCAGACUACUCCACCGAAGCCUUUCUCGCUGCGUUCCGGCGAUUCACUUCCCGUCGGGGCCUCUGCGAGGAAGUCUAUUCGGAUUGCGGCACAAAUUUUGUCGGCGCCAAUCGGGAGCUGCGCCUUUUGUUCCAGGCGUCGUCAUCCGACGGCCGGCGCAUCGCUCACAGUGCCGCAUCCGACGGGAUACGGUGGAAGUUCAAUCCGCCGGCGGCACCUCACUUCGGCGGGCUUUGGGAGGCAGCGGUGAAAUCAACCAAACACCAUCUGCGGAGAGUCCUCGGAGACACGACCCUCACCUUCGAGGAAAUGUCUACCUUCCUCGCGCAAGUGGAGGCGUGUCUCAACUCCCGUCCUCUUCAAGCCUUGUCCGACGACCACGACGACAUCACGGCACUCACUCCCGGUCACCUUUUGAUCGGGGCCCCGCUGCUGGCCGUGCCCGAGCCCUCGCUGUCAGACUGCAAUCCAAACCUCUUGGCCCGCUGGAAACUCCUCCAACGGAUGCGCGACCACUUUUGGGAGAGAUGGUCUCGAGAAUUCAUUAACUCACUGGCUUCCCGGCCAAAGUGGCUGAAGGACACCGUCAGCCCCUCCGUAGGCGACCUGUGCCUACUGCGGUCGGACGUCACACCGCCGACCAGAUGGCCACUCGCCCGGAUCGUCCAGCUGCACCCUGGGGGUGACGGCGUGACACGAGUGGUGACAGUGCGCACCGCGUCCUCGGAACUCCUCCGGCCGCUUGCCAAAAUCGUCCUCCUGCCCGGAGCCGACACCACAGCACCAACAACCCCGGUCUCGUGA
Messenger RNA from Camponotus floridanus (Florida carpenter ant), 5118 nucleotides. RefSeq lists its product as uncharacterized. The transcript has a single exon. The record is from RefSeq and is a predicted model, not a curated record. Gene Ontology annotation, molecular function: aspartic-type endopeptidase activity; nucleic acid binding. Lineage: Eukaryota; Metazoa; Arthropoda; Insecta; Hymenoptera; Formicidae. Gene Ontology annotation, biological process: proteolysis; DNA integration. The coding region runs from base 1 to 5118 and encodes 1705 amino acids.